This is a messenger RNA of Eurytemora carolleeae, 3418 nucleotides long. Its product is annotated as structural maintenance of chromosomes protein 5-like. Gene Ontology annotation, cellular component: Smc5-Smc6 complex. Bases 10 to 3003 code for a protein of 997 amino acids. Lineage: Eukaryota; Metazoa; Arthropoda; Copepoda; Calanoida; Temoridae. The record is from RefSeq and is a predicted model, not a curated record. The transcript has 9 exons. Gene Ontology annotation, molecular function: ATP hydrolysis activity; ATP binding. Gene Ontology annotation, biological process: double-strand break repair via homologous recombination.
UCAGAUAAAAUGGAGAGGUUGGAGUUUUCACAGGAAGGAUCUGUAGUCAGGAUUUCUAUGAAGAAUUUUAUGACUUACAAACAUGAAACUAUUUAUCCAGGUCCUAAUUUCAACGUUACAGUUGGACCAAACGGAUCUGGUAAAUCCUCUAUAGUAACUGCCCUGAGUAUCUGCCUGGGCGGAGACCUGAAAAGUUUAAACCGUCAGCAAGAUCUUAAUUCUCUGAUAAAUAAUGAGGCAGGGAAGAACCCUGCUGAGGUUGAGAUUGAACUAUUCAGUAAGAACGGAGAAAAUACAAUAGUAAAAGUGAUAAUCUCUAAAUCUAGUAGUGAACUCAAGUGGGUGAUCAACGGUAAACCUAGUAAUCUCAACAAAUUGACCGACUUGACCAAGAGAUUACAGAUUCAACCGGGAAAUCUUUGCCAGUUUCUCCCGCAGGACGUGGUUAGAGAUUUCCCUCAGAUGAAACCUCCACAAAUAUUUGAAAACACCAUUAAAGCUGUUGGAGAUAUUGAGAUGCUUUCUAAACUACACCGAGGGGGAGAGAUACAAAAUGAGAUUGAGAAGAUAGAUAACGAUCUGAAAACAAAGAAAAACACGUUGUCCUCGAACGAGCAGAAAGAAAAGAAGCUGGAGGGAGAUAUGAGGAUUAUCGACAAGAGAGAGAAAAUUAAGGAAACGCAAGAACUAUAUGUUAAAGCUCUGAAAUGGCAGAAGUUUAAAACCCUGCGGGCCCAGGUGAAGGAGGCCCGAAAUAAGAAACGAGGCCUAGAUGAAGCAGCAAAAGAUGUUGAAGCGAAGUUGAUUCCUACCCGGGAGUUUCUCAAAGAUUAUGACAAGAAGGUUGCAGAUAUCAAAGCUGACGUAGAUAAAAAAGAAAAGGAACUGCAAACGGAAUAUCUGAACACACAUCAGCUAGACCCAACCCUGGAGGGGACAUUAAAAGACCUGAAAGAAAAACGAGAUAGAUUUGAAGGAUUUAUUGCAAAUCAGCAACCUUCGGUUCAAGACACAGAGAAUUCAAUAAAUAUUGGAAAUCGAGAUUUAAAAAAGUUGAGAAAACAUGAGGAAGAUCUCCUCAGCAAGAAGAAUAGAAAGCUGAUGGUGUUGGAACAACAGAACCCAGAUACUUACAACGGAGUUCUCUGGCUCAGAGAGAACCUUGACAAGUUUAAGAGCAAGGUUCACGAACCUAUAAUGCUCUGUAUGGAUGUGAAAAAUGCAGAUUAUAGUAAAUAUCUUGAAUCUAUUGUUGGUAGAGCUGACCUUGAUGGGUUUGUCUGUGAAGACCCUGAUGAUAUGAACCUGCUACUGAAAGAGCUGCGAGAAGUAAAACAGUUACGUAAAGUGAACGCGGUUCACAGUAAUCCUACUCCGAAGGAGCGCUUCUCUUCACCCUUUAAAGAGCAUGAGCUGAGAAAGUAUGGAUUCGUGGCGUAUCUUUGUGAAAUGUACGAAGCACCUCUGGCCGUGAACGCGUACCUCUGUCAGCAGAAGAGUCUCCACCAAGUUCCUUUCUUCAAGGAAGAGAAUGAGUAUACGGACGAACUCAAAAACAAGUUCCAGACAUUCUACAUCGGGGGUCUCAAGUUUACCGCUAAGCGCUCUAGAUACUCUAAAGAGCUUAGUACAGGUAUUGACGAUAUUAGUUCUUGGAGGGUUAUCAGGUUGGCUGAUUGUAUAGAUACGGAUGCAUUAAAAAAUGUUAAGACUGAAAUAGAGAAUAAGAAGAAAGCGCUGGAGAACAACAUCAACAGGUUGAAUCAAAAGAAUCAAUCCAUUCUCAACAUGAGAUUGAAAUUGAAUGAGGUUUCAAAAGAGAUCCAGGGACUGGAGUCCAAGAAAAAGGAGUUUAACAAAGCUAAAGCAGAACUAGAUAUGAAAGUUGUCUUCCUCAAGAGUCUGGCCCAGCCUAAGUGUAAUAUCGAAGAGGAGAAAGCCAAGAUAAAACGUAAAAAAAUUGACCUGGUUCGAAAGCUCUGUGAGAGAAUGAAGUCUGGGAAGGAGAAAGCAGGAGCAUGUGCUAGACUGGACCUGGAGAAAAGAUGUAAACAACUUCAACUUCAAAAUAUCGAAACUGAGAACCAGGAUCAGACUGACCAGUUAAAGGAACUAGAAAAGGAUUUUAAGAGGUUAAAUGAUGAGUCUAUUGCUUGUCAAAUCGCGAUGAAUGAAGAAAAAGUUAAUUUGAGAACAUAUCACAACGAAGCCUUGGAGGCUACAGGUGGAUGUCAGGAUGAAAAGACCAAGUACAAACCUCCUUUAGAAUGGCAGGAAAAGUUUGCUUCGCUUGGAAGCCUGGACGAGAACUAUCUUCAAGUCAAUAUAGAAGAUUGUGAAGGGGAGCUGAAGAAGCUCAAGGUAUCCCCGGAUACAGAGAAGAGGAUUAAGGAGAUCAGGGAAAGCGUCCAGAAAUCUAAAGCCGAGGUGGAGAACAUGGAGAAGGAGAAGGAGAGCAAGACGAAGGAACUUGGUCAGCUCCGUAGAGGAUGGAUUCAAGGGGUUCGGAAAAUGGUUUCUCAGGUCGGAGAUAAGUUUAGUGAGAUGAUGGCCACGUUGGGAUACUCCGGACAGAUCGAGCUAUGUGAAGGGAAGGAUAAUGAACUUGAUCUGAAGAACUACGGAGUAAGGAUUAUGGUUAAGUUCCGUGACCAGGAGGAGUUUCAGGAGCUAACCAAGGGAACACAAUCCGGUGGGGAGAAAUCAGUCACUACUGCAGUCUAUAUGAUGGCACUGCAGGGCCUUACGCAUGUUCCGUUUAGAUGCGUAGACGAGAUAAAUCAAGGUAUGGAUGAGAAGAAUGAGAGGAAGGUUUGGGAUAUGCUCCUUGAAGUGUGUAGAGAGCAUCAAGCUCAAUACUUCUACAUGGCUCCAAAGUUUCCAUACAACCUGCCAUUUGAUAAUCAGGUGACAAUCCUACUUUGCAACAGUGGAAGUUCAAGAAAGAAAUCUUCUACAGAUUUCUGCACGGAGACUUUUUUAAAGCGGAGUAGAACUGAAUAAAUCAAGAGAAGUUAAUAUUUAAACCACAUUGCAUUUAUACGUGUUUAAUAUAAUCUUUCUGAACCUACAGAUCUCAUCAAUAUACUGCCUAUUCCGGAGAUAGGAUGUUGAAACCCUACCUGCCAAACCACAUUUAGAAUUCAUAUCCGUCUUGUACCUGCUGGAACCAAACCUACGUAUAUUGUUUAAUUCUUUACAGCGGUUGUUUAUUUAAUUUCAUCCUUAUCUCUUUGUAUCCUAGAGCUGGACGAAACUAGAUCCAAAUCUCGCCGUGUAUAGACCUGGAACUACAUCAAGAACUAUCUCAGAGCUAAAUUGUUUCGCUAAAUCCAAAGUGUCCUGUUUGUUUAUUGUUCUUGAAAUGUGAUAAACCUGAUAAAUAUUUGUAAAUUAAUAAAAAGAUAAAAAAUUCGGA